This is a messenger RNA of Mycena indigotica, 1044 nucleotides long. RefSeq names its product RIC1 domain-containing protein. The transcript has 6 exons. The record is from RefSeq and is a predicted model, not a curated record. Lineage: Eukaryota; Fungi; Basidiomycota; Agaricomycetes; Agaricales; Mycenaceae. Bases 1 to 1044 code for a protein of 347 amino acids.
AUGGCUGUUGCAUACACACCAGAAGGCGCUGUUAGCAUAUCUUAUCGUGAGCUUAUCGAGUCCCCACUCACUCUGACCGAGUCGAUCGAACGCGCAUUCGGAUCGCAGCCAGACUGCCUCGGGAUAAUCGUCGUUCGGGACUUGCCCGCAGCCUACGCCGGCUUGAGAGAGCGCUUGUUGAUGUUAUCCCACGCGUUCGCAACAAAACUCGACGAGCCCACCCGUGAACGGUAUGCAGACGCCAGAAGCCGGUACAGCUUCGGUUGGUCGCACGGGAAAGAGAUUAUGAACGGCAAGCCCGACCUGCUGAAAGGCUCCUACUACGCCAACCCCGUCGUCGAUCAUCCGCCUGUCUCUGACGCUCUAAGAGAGGCGUACCCUGAGUACUAUAACAAGAAUAUAUGGCCGGACAACGAGGCGGGGGUAGAGACUUUCGAGGCCGCUUUCAAGGAGCUCGGAAGGUUUGUCUUUGACGUUGGCGUCGCGCUAGCGAAAGCCUGUCAGCCAUUUGCCCUGUCGCGAUUGAACGACUCCUCCAUAUCGCUGCCCGACCUCAUCAAUACUUCAAACACUGCCAAAGCGCGCUUGCUGCACUAUUUCCCGCCCAACAACCCCACUGGCGACGAAGACUCCGCGGUCGACGACUGGUGUGGGUGGCACAAAGACCAUAGCCUUUUGACGGGUCUAUGCUCUGCUAUGUACCUGCAACAACAACAACAAGCGGACUCUGUUAUCGUUCCGUCGCCGUCGCCAGCCUCUGGAUUGUACAUCCGAACGCGAGGCGGUGAUAUGAGUAAAGUCCUAAUCCCCGUUGACUCUCUGGCAUUCCAGACUGGAGAAGCUCUCGAGGUGGCUACUGGCGGGAAGCUUCGUGCUACUCCACACUGCGUCCGGGUUGGCUCAGCACCCAACAGCGACAAAAUCAGCCGCGAGACUUUUGCUUUGUUCAUGCAGCCCGAUGUGGACCAGGAACUUAGCGUUGGCUACACAUUUGGACAGUUCUCCAAGAGAGUGUUUGACGAGCAUUAUGAUGGUGGUGCAUGA